AACUAGCAACCGUCGAAAUCCCGAAGCUCAAAUCCUCCUCACGCUCGAUCCUCAAGGAUAUUUCUCCGAGACUCUCACCUCUCCUGUGUUCCGAUAGGAUCGAAGCUUUCGUCUCUCCUCACCACGGAUCCGGCGAUUCGGGGUGCGAUUCGACGUUUAUUGAGUAUUGGGUUUAUCGAUUUGGGUGAUUUGCAAACGGGAUUAGGAUUAAAGGUCAGUACUUUCGGCUUUUUGUUUGUUUGUGUAGUGAUUGUUUAUAUGGAAGGAGGUAGUGGGUCGGGUGAGCGGGCACGGGUAGUUCCGAGGUUGAGUCAGAAGGAGAAAAGAGAUGGGCUUUGCAGGAGGAGUGCGUCUUCUUCUACUGGAACAAAGCGUAGUUUUCAUAACAAGAGAUCCAAAGUUGUUGUUAGCGAGUCCGAGUCGAGUGAUGAGUUCAUGAAGCCUCCAGCGAGGAGCGUUGACCGCAAAACCCUUGGAGCGAAAGGCAAGAAGGAUGACCGAAAUGGGUUUGUGAGGAGGGCAGGGAUGAAGAAGUUGGAUGUGUUUGAGUUUGACGAGUACGAUGGGUUCGAUAGCGCGAAUUUGAUGAGGAAGCGUUUUGAUAAUGGCACCGUUGGUGUCAGUGGGAGAGUCUCUUUCCCGCCGAGAAGGUUUGAUAAUGGUGUUGUGGGAGGGUCUGGAUCAGGCAGGGAGGGUGUGUUUGUUAGGAGGGAAAAACCGUACUUGAAUGGCGGGAGUAGUAUGAGUUUGAGUAGUGAAUCUGAUUCAGAUGAGGCGAUAAGGGUGCAGGGGAGAAACGGUGUUCUGAAGGUCAAGGUAAACAAUAAAACGAGCACUCUCCCAGCUUCAGUCAUUCCCCGGGAAGGUGAAGUAUAUGAGAGUCUGCCUUCCUCCUCUGGGAAGGCACAAAAGCGUGAGAAUGUUGUAGCAAAACCAUCCUUUAGGAAACCAAACAAUUAUUCGGAGUCAGAAGACAGCGACGUGGAGAGGAAAGCGAAAAAAAGGAAACCUAAGAAGGAAACAGAUACCAAAUCCACUGAAUCGUUGAAACCUGCAGCGAGGGAAGAGAGGAGGGGAAUGCGUAAUGGCGGAACAGAGAAGCAAAGACUACGUGAGAAGAUUAAGGGAAUGCUUACUGAUGCAGGAUGGACGAUAGACUACAGACCUAGGAGGAACCAAACUUACCUGGAUACUGUAUACGUAAACCCCUCAGGGAUAGCAUUUUGGUCAAUAAUUAAAGCAUAUGAUGCUUUUCGGCAGCAGUUAAAGGAGGAAGACAUCGAUGCUAGAUCGAGGAAGGACGUUGCUGCAGUCGUUUCUGUGUCAGAGGAUAUUGUGAACAAUCUAGCAAGGAAGGUGAAGAAGACAGGGACUGAGGCUUCAAAGAAACGGGGAAAGGAUUACAGUGGUAGCGAGAGUGAAAAGGAUAGCUAUGGAGAAGGAGUAGACAGUGAUACCUGUGAAGAGAGGUUCGUAAAGAUGAAUGGGAAAUCUAUAAAAAGAAGAAGAAUUGAACCUAUUCGUGAUGAUCUACACUCGAAAAGUAAAAGACCGUCGUACUACAAUGAUGCAAGGCCGUCUCCUAGAUCAGAUUCACGUUAUCUAGAUGGAAGAUUAAGCAAUAAAACAGGAAGAUGUACUUUGAAGGUGCGUAGCUCCGAGGAUAAAAAGAAUCCAGCGAUCAACGGGUUCAAUCCAUACUCUGGGAAAAGGACAUUGCUCUCUUGGUUGAUUGAUUGUGGAGUUGUCCAGGUAAGAGAGAAGGUGCAGUACAUGAACCAUCAAUGCACAAAGGUGAUGCUGGAGGGAUGGGUAACAAGAGCGGGGAUUCAUUGCGCCUGCUGCAGUAAAAUCCUCACAAUCUCCAGGUUUGAGAUCCAUGCCGGGAGCAAGUCAUGUCAGCCUUUCCAAAAUAUAUACCUGGAAUCUGGCAGUUCUCUUCUCCAUUGCCAAAUCAGAGCGUGGAAUAUGCAAAAAGAUGCCAAGAGUCUUGGUUUUCAUCACGUGGACGCCGACGGCGAUGAUCCGCAUGAUGAUGCGUGUGGUAUCUGUGGCGAUGGUGGAGAUUUGCUUUGCUGUGAUGGUUGUCCAUCAACAUACCAUCAAGCCUGCUUAGGUAUUGAGGUGCUUCCGGUGGGUGACUGGCACUGUCCAAAUUGCACUUGCAAAUUUUGUGAUGCUGUGGUGCAUUCUGGUGACGAAGACGAAAAUCCUUCAUUGCUUUCCUGCGACACGUGUGAGAGAAAAUAUCACCAAUCAUGCAUGAGUGAGGUGGAAGCUCAUAAUGUUCAGUCUUCAGCUUCUUCGUUCUGUGGGCCUAAGUGCUCAGAGCUCUUCAAAAAGCUAAAGAAGUAUCUUGGUGUCAAACAUGAAAUUGAAGGCGGCUACUCAUGGUCUCUUAUACAUAGGGUGGACACGGAUUCAAAAUUCAACUCUCAAUUGUCGGCACAAAGGAUUGAAAACAAUUCAAAGCUAGCUGUCGGGCUGGCGAUCAUGGAUGAGUGUUUUUUGCCCAUAAUUGACAGGAGGAGUGGGAUCAAUCUAAUUCGCAAUGUCCUUUAUAAUUGUGGAUCCAAUUUCAACCGGAUUAAUUAUACUAGCUUCUACACUGCUAUCCUAGAGAGAGGAGAUGAAAUCAUAUGUGCGGCAUCUCUCAGGUUCCAUGGAAUGCAAUUGGCGGAGAUGCCAUUUAUUGGAACCAGGCAUAUAUACAGGCGUCAAGGAAUGUGCCGUCGGCUUUUUGAUGCAAUUGAGUCGGCUAUGCGUUCUCUUAAGGUUGAGAAAUUGGUAAUCCCUGCCAUUCCAGACUUUUUGCACGCCUGGACCGGUAACUUCGGAUUCAGCCCUCUUGAUGAUGCAGUUAGGAAAGAGAUGAGGUCCCUCAACACGUUGGUGUUUCCUGGAAUAGACAUGUUACACAAACCUCUCCUCCAUGAAGAAAAGAAGUCCAAAGUCGCAGCUGUAGGUGACUGUGUCGUUGUACAUAACGAUGCAAUGGGUUCAGAGAUAGAGACAGAAAAGAAAUCUGAAUCUGCGUCUUUUGCUGAAACUUGUCUAAACUCCAGUGGACAUGUCGCUGAUGAUGAUGCAGACUGCGACAAGAAGACUCUCGUUUCUCAUGAGGAAACCAGUCCUAUAUGUACACCAGUUGAAACAACCAUGGACACGGUUUCCAAGCCGGAGAAUGGUGAAUCGAGGAGAUGUAUACCUGGUGAAGAAUCUGGGAUUAGCUUUUCUUCUUGUCAGUUCACAUUGAAGUCUUGCUCCAAGCAACGUGACAAUACAGGAUCAUCAUGCGAAGAUGUGAAUGUAGAAGCUGUUGCUAAGUUACUAUCUCUGGAAAUCGUACAAGCAUCCACUGAGGUUCAGAUUGAAAACAAUCUCUCUUCAUCUACUUCUGGUUUAGGAUCAUCAGAUAUGAGCUCCAUCACUCAAGAAGGCAAGACUGGACAAAACUCACCGAACAGAGAGGCCACUCCUUCAUGUAAAGACAGUGACAGACUCGGUGCUGGUGCUAAGUUGGCUGUAUCGAAAGCAGAUGGUUUACUUUUAUGAAAAGAUUUUGUUCAAGACGUGAGUUCUCCAAGGAGGAGGAAGUACAAUAUAUCUGUCUGGAUUUGUGAUGCUCAUUGAUUAUAGUCAAGCUUCCAUUCUUCAAAGGUUGAGAUUAGGUAAUGAGAGAUUCAGUCAGUUUCACAUAGAAAGAUAUUUUGUGAUGAAGAUAUAUGCUUUACGCCUUAUUGCGCUAUGAUACUACAGAGAAUAAGGAGAAGCAUGCCUAAGUUUUUUUUCUCACAUUCAGAGUCCUGUUGUUGUUGUCUGUCUUUACUUUUGUAUUUAUCAUUAUUAUCAACUCCAAUCCAGGGAUUUACAACAUUGUAUUAUAUAACGUACCAUUAGUAAAUUUGGAGCAAUUUGUUAGUUUUUCA
Messenger RNA from Brassica oleracea var. oleracea, 3929 nucleotides. Its product is annotated as increased DNA methylation 1. Gene Ontology annotation, biological process: negative regulation of DNA-templated transcription. The record is from RefSeq and is a predicted model, not a curated record. The transcript has 7 exons. Gene Ontology annotation, molecular function: transcription corepressor activity. Bases 259 to 3555 code for a protein of 1098 amino acids. Lineage: Eukaryota; Viridiplantae; Streptophyta; Magnoliopsida; Brassicales; Brassicaceae.